UGUAUAGCGAAUCACGUGUCGAAACAUAUCUGAGCCGACAGUCAGUCUUUGAUUUUAGUCUUUGAUUCAAUUGUUGGCCAAAAAUGCGGACCAGAAGUGGACAGAAGUAUACGGAAGGAGACGGAGCACCGCCCUCCCGACCCCCGCCUCCCACCACUCCCAAGAAGAGCGAACCGAAGGCCAAGAAAGAGACGACGGCCAAGAAGAAAGAGUUGGCGACUCAGUCGGCGCCCAAACGGCUUCGAAGAGGCGCUGCGGCCGAAGAGAGCGUCAAAGAGAGUGCGGCGAGAGAAACGCGAAACACUAGAAGUCAACGCAAACCGACGGCAGAAGAGAGACAACCGGCGGUCGCGAAGAGCGUCCAGAAGACCACCAGAUCCAGAGGCGAGAAGAAGCCAACCGACGAGCCGCCUGUCGAGGAAGUGGUGGCCGAAGAAGAGUCACCGAAAGAGCCGCAAACUCUGGAGACAAAACCGGAAUCAAAAGUUGCGAAGAAAGAGACGAAACCGAGGCUUCAGAGGAAGACAAAAGUUGCCGAAGAAGUGAUUGAACCGCAAAAGAGUGAUGUAAUCGAAGAAAAAGCGACUGAAGAAGUGAUUGGCAAAGAAGCGGUUAACGAAGAGAUUCCGAAAGAGAGUUCCAAACAAAAGCCGAAGCAAUCGAAACCUGUUUUGAAGAGAGCGGCGAAGACUUCGACGAAAGUCACAAAAGUUGUCGAAGAAGUGAAAGAAGUGAAUGAAACGCAAGAUAAAAGCGAAGAAGUCGUGGAAGAGAAGAGUGAACCGCAGAUAACAGAAACAGCAGAAAAGACACCGACCGAAGAAGUGAUGGAAGUAGUGGUGAAUGAGAAGAGCGAAGAGGUUUCGGAAGAAAAGCCGAUUGAAGAGGAAAUAACAGUCAUAGAAGAAGAGAAAAUGGAUUCGAGCUCAGAGUCACUGAAGAGGAAGGAAAGCGAAAGAGAUGUCGAUUCGGCGGAAGAGGAACCCAGCAAAAGGCAGCGCGUGAGUCGUUUCGUCAUGCCUUCGGUUCCGCCGGUUUCGGGACAACUGUUUUCUUUCGGCGAAGAGAUUGCCGGCGAAUUGGGUUUACGACAGAAGCGCUUGAAUGAAGUGAAGGUUCGGCCGAACGAGCCGUCGGUUGUGAAGGAUAAAGACAACAAUGCGAUCGACUCCGCGGUUGCCGUCGUUUGCGGAGCAAUGCAUUCGUGUUGUUUGACGUCUUCGGGAAAAGUGAUUACUUUCGGCUGUAAUGACGACUCGGCGCUCGGGAGAGACACCCGAAUGGCUGACGAGACGGACGACAGCAUCGAAGAGGACGACUCCGAAGAGAAGGAGUGCCGAACGCCGCGAGCCAUCGCCGGACUGCCGGAAGUGAUCAAAAUGACGGCCGGAGACAUGCAUACGUGUGUCCUCUGCAAAGACGGUUCUGUCUUCGUUUGGGGAAACUUCAAAGAUGAGUCCAAAAAGUUGGGUCUUUUCGUCGACAGUCUGAAGAGCGACGGCAGCGCCGACUACAGGCCAACAGCUGUUCCGAAACGCGUGGACGUGAAGAGCAAAGUGGUGGACAUCGCGUCGGGCUGUCACCACAUUCUGCUGCUCACAGACGAGGGCCAAGUGUUGAGUUUCGGCGAGGGAUCGAAAGGACAGUUGGGACGCAUCGAGAGUCGAGACCUGCAGUCCGUGGAGACGAACCGGAAGUUGUUUCUGGAGCCACAGGAAGUGCACUUUGGCGCCGACGGCGUCGUCAUCGAGAAGGUGUGGGCCAAUCACUGGUCGUCUUACGCCAAGUCCAUUGACGGCGAUGUCUACGGCUGGGGACUCAAUAACUACCAUCAGUUGGGAUUCAAGAGCGACGGAUGCGUCGAAGUGACGAACGCCGAUCCCAACGAAUCGCAAACCAGUCUCAAACUCAUCAUCGAAUUAAAACCAAUCAAAUCGCCGCAAAUGCCGGCAAACGUCCAGAUGAUAGCCAACGGUCAGCACCACGUGUUGGCCCUCGACUCGGAGGGCCAGGUGUUUGCGUGCGGUUCCAACACGUACUGCAAACUGGGCUUCAAGAGCGACAGCGCCGGCGACCAGACGGUCGACACUCCGCGACUGAUUCCCCGCUCGGCGUUCGGCGACCAGAAGGUGUUGCGCGUCGCGUGCGGCGAGUUCUGCUCGCUGGCCAUCACGGCCUCGGGUCACGUGUUCGGCUGGGGUCAGGGCUCCAAACACAUCGGUUCGCAGGACUUUACGGACAUCGAAGUGCCGACGCGAGUGCGCGGAGUGUUGGCCGACGAGACGCGGUUCGCGUCAGUGUCCGCCGGCUCUCAACACACUCUUCUCGUGGGCUAUGGGGCGGCCGUUAACGGCAAAUAAUUUAUGUUCAAUUAAAUCAUUAUUAGUUUUGUUUGCAUUUUAAGUGAAACACAUUUUAGUUGUUUUUAUGUCCGGAAUUGAGUCACGAAUUCAUUGAGAGUUUAAAUGAGUUUUAAUUAUGAAG
This is a messenger RNA of Oppiella nova, 2484 nucleotides long. NCBI's taxonomy places the organism in Eukaryota, Metazoa, Arthropoda, Arachnida, Sarcoptiformes, Oppiidae. The record is from the annotation of a GenBank genome assembly.